This is a messenger RNA of Akanthomyces muscarius, 750 nucleotides long. RefSeq lists its product as uncharacterized. The record is from RefSeq and is a predicted model, not a curated record. Bases 1 to 750 code for a protein of 249 amino acids. The transcript is spliced from 3 exons. Lineage: Eukaryota; Fungi; Ascomycota; Sordariomycetes; Hypocreales; Cordycipitaceae.
AUGGAAAACAAGACGGAGCACGAUACUCUGCCUCCCUACGAGGCGACCCCCAACGCAGCACCACCAUACCAAGCAAUCCACGCAGAGACGGCCUAUUCCCCCGCCGCCUACGAAUUGAACCGCGCCGUCGCCACACUCACCAAGUCGACCGAAAAGGUCGAGUUCCAGCGUGUAGACCAAGUCAUCAGCGCCGCCUCCUCUGACGGCGCGCCGACUGUCAAGAGCCGCCGCCGCCACCUCUACGACCUCCGGCGCACCGUCAAGCAGCCGCGCAUCGGCUUCUCCCGUUCGCGCUCCAACUCCGACGCACCCGAGUACUACAUCCACAGCAUGUCGUCCCGGCGGACGCUCGGCCACGUCGGGCUCUCCAAGUCGCGCCACGGGGGGUUCGCCGCGGGCUUCACCGCGGUGCCCGUAAGCGUUGCGACGACAAGCCAGGCGCGCUUCGCGGAGCACAAGCCGCCGCUGUUUGCGCUCCGCCGGACCAAGGACCGCUCCCAGUGGGUGGCGGCGGACGGCGACGAGACAGUCGCGAUUGAGGACGCGGCGGACGAGCAGCAGCGGUUGAUCUUGAUGAAGGCGAUGCCGAGGAAGGAGGUGGAUGCGCUGGUGGCGCUGUGGUGCUGCAGCAUCUGGCAGGAUGCGGCUGAGAGGGCGGAAGAGGCACGUCAUGAGGUCGGGGGUAGUUCCUUUACGAGAAAAAUGGACAGAGGACGGGGUGUAUAUCUCGGGACAAAAAUUGACUAUUAG